GGCACAGAUCAAGUUUCAGGGUUUUUAUGUAAUUAUCGCAAUAUAUAUAUCCUUCUUAUACGCCAGCUAGGGUUUUUCCUUUGAAAUCAGCAACAGCCCAAAUCGUAUAUCGAACAGUCUGAAGAAGCAAAAAAGUUUGAGCCAUGAGUAAGCUUCAGAGUGAGGCCUUGAGGGAAGCCAUCACUCAGAUUGCCAAAGAUGCCAGGGAGAAAAAACGGAAGUUCGAUGAAACAAUUGAGCUCCAAAUUGGGCUGAAAAACUAUGAUCCCCAAAAGGAUAAGCGCUUCAGUGGUUCGGUGAGGUUGCCUCACAUUCCACGUCCCAAAAUGAAGGUUUGCAUGCUUGGUGAUGCUCAGCACGUGGAAGAGGCUGAGAAGAUAGGGUUGGAGUAUAUGGAUGUAGAAGGUCUGAAGAAACUUAACAAAAACAAGAAACUGGUCAAGAAACUCGCAAAGAAAUACCAUGCCUUCUUAGCAUCAGAAGCUGUCAUUAAGCAGAUUCCCCGUCUACUGGGCCCUGGUCUCAACAAAGCAGGGAAGUUUCCUACCCUUGUUAGUCACCAGGAAUCCCUCGAGUCUAAAGUUAAUGAGACCAAAGCUACAGUUAAGUUCCAACUGAAGAAGGUUCUCUGCAUGGGAGUUGCUGUUGGGAACUGCACUAUGGAGGAGAAGCAGAUCUUUCAAAAUGUGCAAAUGAGCGUCAAUUUCCUAGUUUCAUUGUUGAAGAAGAACUGGCAAAAUGUGAGGUGCUUGUACCUGAAGAGUACCAUGGGGAAGACAGUUCGCGUCUUUUAAAGAGUUUCUUUGCUUGAGCUCUUUAGUGAAGGAUUUAUCGUGAGCAAAUGCUUGGAAAAGAUUUUCCUGGAUUUAGCAAUUCACCCUUUUUGUUAGUCUUUUACAUAGACACUUCCGUGAAUUUCAUGAACCUAAGAAUGUUUGUUUCCAAUUUUAUUUCAAGGAGAGGUCUAUCUAUUAAUCGUUCA
Molecule: messenger RNA, 982 nt
Organism: Rhododendron vialii
Lineage: Eukaryota; Viridiplantae; Streptophyta; Magnoliopsida; Ericales; Ericaceae
Product: large ribosomal subunit protein uL1-like
Exons: 6
Coding region: 144-794 (216 amino acids)
Biological process (GO): translation
Cellular component (GO): large ribosomal subunit
Molecular function (GO): structural constituent of ribosome; RNA binding
Source: RefSeq, a predicted model, not a curated record